ACAGGUUGGAGGUGGAGUUACCGCCUUACACCAGGAAAUCUAUUGUAAUAAGUUAUCGAAUGUCAGGCUGUGAAGUUCAGUUAAUGAUGUAAACAGAAGUAGUUAGACGCACUAAACUCGCCAACGUUAGCUAGUAAGUCUUGCUUACUGUGUUAGAAACUUUAAUAAUCUGUCCACUUCAUUUAGCCGGAGCUAUAAUCCCAAUUCACGCAGCACCUUUGGCGCCGUUGCAGCUCUGUUUGGUUAGUGAGCUGGUUGCUAACGUAAGCGCCGUCAGAGAGGUUGCGAGGUUCGUCAGCUUACCGGGUGGUUAACUUGGGACGUUCAAUUCAGAGUUUAGGGCUUCCACAGAGCUCGUACGGUGUAAGUUAUUUACCAGACUUGACAAAUAUUGACAUUGUCACUUCCAACCAGAUGGAGUCUUCUCUGGGAUCUCUGCAGAAUCCUGAUUUAAGCUCUGUCCUGUCAUCAUGUGAGCCAGAGCUCCAGGAACUGAUGAGACAGAUUGACAUUAUGAUCAAUCAUCAGAGGACGGAGUGGGAGGCUGAGACGCAGGCCUUGGAGCUCAGGCUGAAAAGCGGGGAAGAGGAGCUGUUGACUUCCAGGAAGCUCAUUGAGCAGAGGGACCUGGAGAUCGGAUUGCUCCGCCAGCAGCUGCAAGGAGUCCAGCCUGGUCGACAAGAGUUAGUUACCAAGUAUGAGCAACAGCUGCAAAAAGUCAGAGAAGAGUUAGAUAAAUUGAAGAGAAGUUAUCACAAGCUUCAGCGCAAACAUCUCAGGGAGGCCAGUGGAGGAUCAAAUACUAAAGAGACAGACCUGUCAGAGGCUCGACUUAAUGGAAAGAUUGAGGAAUAUCAACAGCUCUCUGCUGAGUGGGAGCAGCAGCGCAUCCAGUAUCAAAAACAGCUGACAGCACUGGAGACCAAGAAUAGUAGCCUGUCUGAUGAGCUCACACACAUGAAAGCACAAUGGGAAAGGUUGAAAAAGGAGAAGGAACACAGGGAGUGCUGUUUAGAGGUGCAGUGUCUGUGUACCCAGCUGGAGAAGGCCCAGGGCAGCCUGCACUCACAGGAGCUUGAACUGGAACGUCUCCGACCCCUAGAGAUGUGGCUUGGACAGUACCGGAGAGAGCAGCAGGUCCUCUCAGAGGAGAGGCAGGAACUCCACGCCACACUGGACUCCCAGGACACAUUUGUGCAACGGGCCAGUCUUGAACGCCAGUGGCUUCGCAAUGAAGCUGCUAGACUCAAGCAAGUGCUACAAGCUAAAGAUCAAGUCAUUCGCUCUCUGGAGGACUGUCUGGCAUCUCAGGGCCGUGCUGGUGUGGAGACCCUCAGACAAGACCUGGAGAAGACCACAGCCAAGCUUCACUCUGCCCAAGCAUGUGAGGUUCAUCUCAAGGCUGAACUGGCUUGUCUCAAGGACAGACAUGAAAGGGCGAGUCGACAGAGAGCUGACCAAUCAAAGGCAGAAGAACUGAGGAGCAUUAAAGCAGAUUCCUCUAUUACUGAACUGAAAAAGCUCAGGGAGGAGCUUCACCGGGCCAAGCAGACUCACAGCGGUGAGGUGGAGGGAAUGCGGAUGGAGGUGUCAAAGCUGACUACAGAGCUGCACCAGCGCGAUGUCACCAUCACCACGCUGAACAGCUCUUCAUCCAGCAUCAGGCAGCAGCUCCACCGUGAGGUGGAGCGAGCAGAGCAGAAGGCUGCUGAGCUUAAAAUGACUCAGGCCCAGCUGGAGACUCUACAAACUGAGAACCAGCAUCUGAAGGGUCUGCAAAGGCUGGAGUCUCAGUCACCUAAGAGGGGGGAUUCCUCGCUCGUAUCCCUGAGGGAGAGUUAUGUGUCAUCUCUGAGCAGCCUGGAACAAGAGAAUCGGCAGCUAAGACAAGAACUUGCUAAGGUGCAGGCCCAACUUCAAGUCUCCAGCCGGACAUGUCAAGACAGAUAUGAGCGAGCUGUGCUCAGUCACGCCAUGUCUGACCAACCACAGCCUACACAGGACGGCAGUGAAGGUACCAGACAUCACAAACACAGGGAGGCGGUACAGGUAACGACUCACUCCGAAGGGGAGAUCCGGAGGCUCUUCGAGCAGCUGCACACCCUGUCCCAUUCUUCUGGAGAGCACUCCUGUAACCAGCCCCAAGACAGCAGGCCUCAUUCAUCAGCAUCCUCCUCCUCCUCCACCUCCAGCAGCACAGAACUCACCAGGAGAAACUCGGUCCCAACCCGAAAUUCAAAUGAAUCUGCUGCUGAAGGACAAAGCUCCAACUCUGAAGAUGGAGACAAAACCAUACCCUCACCCUCUCCCUCUGCAGUGGAGCCCUUGUCAGCGUCACCUGCAGACCGCAUGGUGUCACGAUUCCUGGAGGAAGAGAACUUGCGGUCCACAGAGCUGCUCCAGAGACUGGACGGCCAUAUCCAGGGUAUGAUAGAAAACAAUGUCAAGACAGUGUCCAGGUACCUGCCUAGUGGCUCUGGGCCCGGAUCUGCCCAGACUUCAGUAUAGUGCCUUGGACAGUAGUGCCAAAGACGUUCUUGUACGGGGUGUUGAGUUUGUGUGUGUGCCCGACUUGACUGAACCUAAGAGCCAUCUUUUCUUAUUUUUACAGAGUUUGCACAUUUAGGUUCAGUAUCGAGCCGGCAGUGUCGAGCUUUGAGUUCAGCAAUUUCAUUCCCAUGAGCUCUCAACACGUACAGUGCUGUCAUGCCACAGCAUGUACAGAGGUGUUUUCAAGCCCACUCUGUCCCCACACUGAGGUCAAACAUCACCUCAAAUUGUCACGUAUUUAUUUUCAUUUGUGCAACAGCAGAAUGUCCUUUUCUUGGAGAUAUGUUUUUCUCCCUUCAGAUCAAGCUAAUCUUUAAAAACUGCCAAAGGCUGACUGAUUGUACAUCAGCUCAUACUUUGUGUUGAAAGCUGCAUUUGAACACACCGCGAAGACUGCAGCUGACAAGCACAUUGUACACAAUCUGUUCAUCCACAGAAGAUAACGAAGCCUCAGUGGUCUAUCUGUGUGAUCCAAAAAACAUUGCAGAAAGACGACAUCUACAGUGUAAGGACAUUCACUUCACUCUUACUUUUGGCAAGAGAAAGAAGCAAAUCCUUGCAUUCAUGAAGCUCAAACCUUUUUAUGUUUGUAACAUUUGCUUGAAAAAUAACUCGUGAUUAAUUGCAAUCAAAUUAGUGGCUGCUCUAGUCAGCUGGAGGAAAAAGAAAAAAACAAAUAGAGAAGCAACAUGACGAGAGAACUGUGUCAAAUGCAUGAAUUAGGUUUCAGUGACGGUGUUCACGAUCAAUUCAACGUCCUCAGCUGGCUGAGCAGGUGAACGUGCAGGUAGCUCUAAACACACUGCUUUAACUGUGAAUUGUGACAGUCAGCAGCUGGAACUCAACUACGGUCAUUGGUUCUUUGUUACAGAGGCUCUGAUAUGUAUUGACUGCUCUAAAGAGAUCAUCCGGAUUGUUUGCCAGUUGUUUGAGAAAAGAGAAAGUGAUCACCAUUUUUACAGUACUGUAAACAUACUUUGACGCCCCAGGGUGUUUGAUGCUGUGUUCUUUGGCUGGGAAAGACAGAGAACAGAGACUUCUGCUUUAUUUGAUGACUGAUGAGAUGCUUUCUGUCAACAUUAUAAGCAAGCAUCUGCAUGUGUAUCUUUUUAUUAUCAGACCAUAAGUGAAAUGUGCCUUUUGACAGACUGCAGUGACCUUAGGAAAUUACUGACCGUCCACAGUGCGUUGUGCCCUGCAGUCUGUCAACUUCUUGGUUGUUGAAUUCCACCUGUGUUACGCAUUGGAGUUCUGACAUUAAGUGGACUUGCUCUGCACUAGGAUGCUAAAUCUUCCAAUUCUUCAAGUUGUCUGGAAUGCAGCAUUGACACAAGCUUUGCAUUUACGUCCAGAGAAAAGAAUGUUGCUGUGGGCCAAAGAGGUGUCUGUCCUCCCUGCACGUCUGUCAUAACUGGGGAAAAUACCACAUAUGUACAUGUCUGUCCAGAAGUCCCAGACAGUAGGGAGGGUGAGAAGGCAUUUUACACUGUAGCUCCCCACCACCACCACCACCACUACUCACCCUGCAGAGGCCCUCUGGCUUGUCAAGUGCAGGAAUGCAUGCAGCAUGCCAAUGCUGUCAUGAACCUUCCCCUGCGGCCUGCUUUGUCCUCAUCAUUAGAAAGCUGUAGGAAUGUUAAUAUCAACCAUGUGGGGCACUCGAUCUCAGAAGGGCCAGAGGGGAAUAGUUAUAUUUUACUGCUUUUCUAAUGAGGGACACACUGAUAGAAUGGAAAUAAAGUGGAAAAAAUUCAA
Molecule: messenger RNA, 4305 nt
Organism: Scatophagus argus
Lineage: Eukaryota; Metazoa; Chordata; Actinopteri; Scatophagidae
Gene: cep63
Product: centrosomal protein 63
Exons: 14
Coding region: 415-2508 (697 amino acids)
Biological process (GO): centriole replication; de novo centriole assembly involved in multi-ciliated epithelial cell differentiation
Cellular component (GO): centriole
Source: RefSeq, a predicted model, not a curated record